This is a messenger RNA of Babesia ovata, 3039 nucleotides long. RefSeq names its product DNA ligase. Gene Ontology annotation, molecular function: DNA ligase (ATP) activity; ATP binding; DNA binding. Gene Ontology annotation, cellular component: mitochondrion; nucleus. The coding region runs from base 1 to 3039 and encodes 1012 amino acids. The transcript is spliced from 7 exons. Lineage: Eukaryota; Apicomplexa; Aconoidasida; Piroplasmida; Babesiidae. The record is from RefSeq and is a predicted model, not a curated record. Gene Ontology annotation, biological process: DNA repair; DNA biosynthetic process; DNA recombination.
AUGAAUCUAGAUGAUUUCCUGCGUUCACUCUGCAAAAUCACCCGAGACUAUCACAACAAUAGCCACUCUUCCAGGUCAAACCCCGCGCAGUGCGGCAGAGGAUCCGAUGAUGCUGAUGGUUUGGUAGAUUCGUUGCUGCCAUUCGAGGUUAAAAUCUUGGAAUGCUGCUACAUGGCAUCUUUGAGUAACUUGGAGGAGGACAUGGCGGCAAUCGAAGACAAGUUUCGAGUAGUGGAGCAAAUGGUGCAUGAGAAGCGCAGAUACCAGGAAAUAAACAUGAUUCUGCACCACUUGAAACAGCCCGUGGUGAAUAUGAGCGAGAUUCUGAAGGGAUUCACCGAAAUGAUGGAUGAGUACCUCAACGACGAGGAUUCCAUGAAGCUUCUGGAAUUCGAGAGCCACAUGCUGUUUUACGGCCCAGAAACGCUUCGUAUAGGCUUCGAGGAUCGGACGGUAAACCGCGAUCUGGAGAAUCUGAUGGAGUACUUCGACCAGGAGGUGGACCAGAUGGCGCGUCGUUCCAGAACACUCGGAACGUCGCUGAACGAACUGGAGAAACACAUAACGGUCGCCCUGGCAAUUAAAAGGAACGAGAUGAUGCGUUUCGAACUCAUUUGCAGCGUUCUCAGCACGGCUUUCGGGGCUGGAGCCUGCUUGACAGGAAUCUUUGGAAUGAACGUAGUCAACAGAUUUGAGGAAAGCCACACGGCUUUCAUUGUGAUAUCGGUUAUCGCUCUGCUCAUCACAUGCUUCGCAGUAUUAGAACAGAGCGUACCACCGCGCGAUGUCGGAACUUCUGAUAACGGUGGGCUAAACAUACGUGGUUGUGACGUAACUACAGAGUCGCCAAAGAGGCGCCUUGGAACCGUUUCAGAUGCAACCGAAGAAGCUUCAGUUGGUGGCGGACUUAGUUGGAGCCAAGGUUCGUUGAAGUCGACAUCUGCGCUGAUUAGUUUAUCAGACGACCCAACUGAAUCAGUGGGCUCUAGCAUAGUGGGCAGCCAGCUCAGUGAAGACGCUGAUACUGCAGUUAGCAAGCCAUCAAAGAAACAGAGGAGAAGCCCUAAGAGAAAGGUGGAUGCUGAUGAACCGGCAGUUGGUUCGCUGUUCAACAGGAUUGUGAAGCCAGGCGACGGGUGCGCCGACAUAAAGUCGGCGAAAUUCGACCCAAGUCUCUUUGACAUCAGCCCAUAUAUCCCCCAACAUCCACCUGCUUCCCGCCAAAACUCGCUACUGUUCAUAUUUUUGGCUGAGGUAUUGCAGGAGGUUGAUGAUACAUUCAGAUCGGGCACGGGUAGUAGGAAAUGCGUAUCCACGAUCCUGUCGAACUUCUUUCGUGUCUUAAUCUACCACAGGCCGAACGACGUUAUGCCUGCCGUGUACAUCAUGGUUAACAGGAUCGCACCAGAGUAUGAGGGCGAAGAAAUUGGCGUUGGCGAUGUGCUGGUGAUCAAAGCAAUGGCGGAAUCCUACGGCAAAAGUGUAAAAUCUAUCAAAGAAAUGUUGACCAGGCACGAGGACCUGGGCAUCGUUGCCAGUAUGAGUAGCUGUACCUCCCAAACCAUCGUGAGGCUCCCCGACCUGACUAUAGAAGGAGUUUUCAAACAAUUCAAGUCCAUUGCUGCGGAAUCAGGGAAGAAUUCGGUGGAACGGAAAAAGAACGGGAUUAAACGCCUUCUGGCAUGCGCAAAGAGGAAAGAGGCUAAGUAUAUCGUUAGGUUUCUACAACAAAAAUUACGAAUCGGCGUGAACUCCAUCACAUUAUUUCAAUCGAUAGCAGAUGCAACUUAUCUCACAAAGGCUGCUAAAGGAGAUCAGCCGGCGAUCGGUGAUACACGGACUGCAGGCAUAAAGCAGGCCGAUACUAUUGACGAAAUGGAGAAGGCUGUAAAAACAGCGACAACACACUUAGCCUGCAUAGACACCAUUAUUGGUCAUUUGAUGGAUGGAGAUAACUGUGAACAGUUGCUAGAGCACUGCAAGAUACGACCAGGGAUUCCCGUGGGUCCUAUGUUGGCGAAGCCCGUCAGCAAAACGUCGGAAAUCCUGCCAGCCAUCGGUGGGCCAGGCGUGGCGUUCACUUGCGAGUACAAGUAUGACGGUGAGCGGAUUCAGUUGCAUUUGAUGAAAGACCGUACGGUCAAGAUUUUCAGCCGCCGCAUGGAGAACAUUUGCGAAAAAUAUCCGGAUGUUAUGGAGAGUUUUCGAAUAUGCGUGAAGCCCACAGUAAUAGACUGUAUAAUUGACCUUGAAGUGGUGGCGUAUGACCCUAAUAGCGGAAAGAUAAUGCCGUUUCAGCAUUUAUCCACCCGCAAGCGCAAGAGCGUGAUGGUGAAGGACAUAUCCAUACCGGUAUGCAUGUACCCGUUCGACAUUCUCUACCUGAAUGGCGAGUCCCUUGUGACAAAGCCCCUUUCAGAACGCCGUGUUGCGCUUGAAUCGGCAGUAUCUGAAAGAAAAAACCUUCUCCAACUUGCAUGCCGCAAAGACAUGAACUCUCUGGAUGAGAUUGACGAUUUCUUGCGCCAGGCGGUAUCAGAUUCGUGUGAGGGGCUUAUGAUAAAAAGCCUACAUCAGGAUGCGACUUAUGAACCGCAGGUGCGAACCAACAACUGGCUUAAAUUCAAGAAGGACUACAUUGAUGGCAUGGGGGAUUCGCUUGAUCUCGUGCCAAUCGCAGCUUUCUCGGGGACUGUGAGUUUCUGCGUACGCCACUUUACUUACAUGCUUCAGGGAAGGAGAACAAGUGUCUACGGGUCCUUCCUCCUCGCAGUCUACGACCCGGUGCACGAAGUGUAUCAAAGUGCCUGCAGGACGGGCACCGGUUUCAAUGACCAAAUGCUAGCAGAUCUAUACGAGGGUCUGCAAGGGCAUAUCGUCCCCCACAAACCCGCGAUAUAUGAUGUUCCGGCGAGCAUCGAACCUGACGUGUGGUUCCUCCCGGUGAGGGUGUGGGAAUGCAAGGCCGCGGACUUCUCCUUGUCGCCACUGCAUACGGCAGGACAGGAUUUUACCCCGUUUAAGAAGGUAGGAAAUUAG